Messenger RNA from Penicillium paradoxum, 2304 nucleotides. RefSeq lists its product as uncharacterized. The coding region runs from base 1 to 2304 and encodes 767 amino acids. The transcript has a single exon. The record is from RefSeq and is a predicted model, not a curated record. NCBI's taxonomy places the organism in Eukaryota, Fungi, Ascomycota, Eurotiomycetes, Eurotiales, Aspergillaceae.
AUGAAUCCAAACAGUGCAACAGCGGUGCAAACCGUACAGAAAUUCUCUCGAUAUCGCGGCGCACGAGGUGUGGUUACUGGAGACGUCGCAAUGGCUCCACCGCCUGCGCCAGUGCCUAGCGUCGAGCCGAAUCCCUCGAUCGCAAGAAGUAGAUCUCGAUAUCGUCGCAACCGACCACCGGUAGAUGGCAACGGGGUACCUCCUAUCCCCACAACAUUGGCUCACGCGCGACCUCAGCCGGAGACGCGGGGUGAACAGGUACCAAGCGAGCAAGCGGCAGCUAGUCACCAGGUGGCAAAGCAGAACAAGGAGGAAGCGCUGCGCGAGGCGCAUCGACAAAAUGCAAUGCAACAAUUGACUGGAGAGGAUCAGUCGGCACAACAACCCCGGCGGCCUCAGGUGUUGGCCCCGUCAGCGCAACGGCAACCCAGGUCACAGCGUGCUCCAGAUCCUCCACCCAGUUCACACUCGGGAAACGACAGCAGUCGCAAAUCUUUCUUACAGAAGGUCAAACUGUCAAAGGUCAAAGACCAUGUCAAGAAAGCUGACUCCGCUCCAAAAUACAUCGGCGUGGGUGGAACCGGCGUGGUACCUGGAGUUGAUGCGCCUGUCAGUGCUGUUAAUGCCGGAGAGCGACGUGCCCUAGUCAAAUAUGGGGAUUAUACCACCGACCUUGUUGUUACCCCGUCGACUCAAGUCCACGACCUACUGUUAGAUGCUUCUAAGUACUUGUCCCGCGACAUCCAGGCCGACAGGUUUAUUCUUAUGGAAUCGUUCUCUCAAGUCGGCCUAGAGCGUCCGCUCCGGCGGUACGAGUUUAUUCGGGAGGUCAUGAAUUCUUGGUCGCACGACGCCGAGAACCAUUUCAUCAUUAUUCCACCCUCGAGUGUGGAAGCGCUGGCUCAGCUUGAUGCUGCACAUGCCCCGACUGGAGAACUGUCUCCAGUGACGGUUCAUAUUUAUUAUUCCCAACGUCCUCGCAAGUGGGACAAGCGAUAUGUCACUUUGCGUACCGAUGGACAAGUGACGAUCUCGAAGAAAGAGAAUGCGAAGGAGCAAACGAACAUUUGCCAUAUCUCUGAUUUUGAUAUUUACUUUCCCAACGCUCGAACUCUAAAUAAAGACAUCAAGCCGCCUAAGAAGCUGUGCUUCGCGAUCAAAAGCCAGCAGAAAUCCUCCAUGUUCCUUUCCACAGAGAACUUCCUUCACUUUUUCUCGACCAGUGACAAGUCUGUUGCAGACACCUGGUACCGAGCAGUGCAGAAAUGGAGAAGUUGGUACCUUGUGAAUAAGAAGGGCGCGGCUAAGAAACCAGAGACUGAAACACUACCGAAGCGUUCUGGCACGAAGAAAUCAACCGGUCAACCGAGGAGCCUGCACAAUGAAGCUCCUCUUAUAGAGCAACAAACUUCAAGCGAGUCUACAAACCAGGAAAGCUCUGACCAACAGAGGCCAACAAGCUCCAAGGAGCUUUUCGCUAGGAAGAAGACACUCCGUGGACACGCGCCCCCUCCAUCCUCCUAUCCUCUAACUCUCACGCUCGAUACCGAUCUGGAUGGACCUUUUUCUGACAGGGAAGCAUUGAUCUCGGCCAUUCCUCCCGAGCAAGACGAUGGAUCUACCUUUUCGCCAACUGGACUUCUAGGUCGAACAUACACCCAACGACAGACUGCUAUGCGAGAACGUGAUGAUCGUGAGAAAAGAGCCCAACAAGAGCCCUUCUCGGGCCUUGGCUUUAUGAGCGGAGCACCAGCACCCUCGCCCGCCUAUGACUCAAACCACAGCAGCCGAACCAACACUAUGACUCGUGCACCCGACCCAUGCCUUUUCAAUCGAACACUAUCUCUCAACCACCCGAACAAGCCUCUUGUCGAUCUUACCCCGGUUUAUGCCGAACCGCCGCAACAUAGCCGUAAGGGCCUGGGCCACGGCGUCAAAGUGCAACCAGGCAUGCAACUGAUCGACGGAGCCACCGGUCCUGAGUUGACCCAAGGUGCAAUCCCAAUUCCAUCGGCAACUACCUGGAGACGCCCCGCGGAUAAUACCCCUCAGCGUCGGAACACCACUCGCAGCGUGCGUAACCACAACCACCUCGCCUCUCCGAUUUCCGCUGAAGGAGCCCCGGCACUUCCCAAUCAAUUUACUCCACAUAGUCUGCUAGCGCAUUCAGCCAGCACAGCCAGUCAUCGCAAUCCACGCACCGGACACGGCGUUGCAACGGGUGAUCGUAAUGCCACACGACCGCUGCUGGAUAUGUCCCCCGAAAACCCCUUCGCAGAUGGCAGUUUGCUCCGACAGCUGUAG